Molecule: messenger RNA, 4253 nt
Organism: Chelonia mydas (Green sea turtle)
Lineage: Eukaryota; Metazoa; Chordata; Testudines; Cheloniidae
Product: immunoglobulin superfamily member 1-like
Exons: 9
Coding region: 1372-2778 (468 amino acids)
Source: RefSeq, a predicted model, not a curated record
CUUCACAACAUCCUCUGGCAAGGAGUUCCACAGGUUGACGGUGUGUUGUGUGGGCACUGAUGGGAUGUGGGGGGCAGCGGGUGACGUCCCACCCUCCCCACGCGCGCACUGCCUGGCUGGGCUUGGCAGGAGCCAACACACCCCGGGGAUGGGCUCACUGCACAGCAGACAGGCCGGGGAAGAGAUACCUCUGGGAGUGUACGGGGGGUCCCACAGGGCUGCUGCGUGGCUCAGGAGGGCAGUUCACCCACCCGGGUCCCCCCUUCACUGGUGAAACUGAGGCUCAGCCCCCCAGGGCAGCAGGACGCAGCAUCCUCUGAGGGGUCCAGCCCCGAGGAGGCCCCAGAGCCACGGCACCUGGGAGACCCCCAGAGGGGGCUGGGCUGGACCUGCCGGAUGGGGGGGGGUUGGGGACUCCGCUCCCAGGGCAGAGCCAGCUGCUGAUCUCCCCGUCCGAGCCGCAGAUUGACUCUCCCCCUCCCCCUGCAGCGGCCCCCCCCGGGCGCCCGGAUUUCACCCAUGCCAGCAACACCCCUCUGGCGCUGAGCGCCGUGGUCCUGCUUGUCCUGGGGCUGAUCCUGGCCGAGGCCUAUCACAGCCGCCCGAGGGGGGCGCCCUAGGGGAGGUGACCCCCCCUUCUGUGCUCCUUGCUCCCCCCCAGGGGCUGGGCCCAGGGUGACGCGAGCCCCCCUAACCCGCCAUCUCUCUGCACCCCCAGGAGCCUGGAUCUGGCCAUGCAGGGAAGAGAUUCUCUCAAUGCACGAGCCUCACAUGGUGCCAUGGCUCAUGUCUCACGUGGGCAGGUUGGCAGGCUGAGAGGGAAGGCUUCAGAGUCAGACCCUCCAGCACCAGAAAAUGCCAGUUACGGUUUCGUGAACACCCUUAACUCUGCCCCCUCGAGCACAUGCAUUAUGAUGCCAGCCUUUAAUUGCAUGACCACGUAUUAAUUUUACCGACAUGGGUCUCCAGCUGCUUGAACCCAGAAUGUAAUAAUGGGGGACGGGAGGGAUCUGCGGUGGAAGAUUGAUGACCAGACCCCGUGGUCUCCUGGAUCCCAGCCCAGUGCACCUUCCCCAAGGCUGCAGGGUACAUUGAGUGUCACCUGUCCCCACUCCCCACAGAGACAAGGACAAGCUGUGAAUUACGUGACACUUGACCAGGCUGACAGCCCCAGGAUUUCCUGGGCGUUGCAGGGACCGCUGCUUAUUUUGGCUCCAGUAGAUUUAGCUGGCAGAUUAGAGACAACGUGGGAGGGAUGCAGGAAGAGAUGAGCCAUCCCUGGCUUCCUGUAGAGUUCUUCACUUGGGGCUCGGUGGAGCUGGGCACUGGGGUGUUGGUGGCAGCGCUGAGGGGCCCCUCCCUGCCCCUGUCAUGGCAUCUGCUCUCACCGUCCUCCUUCUUGGCUGCUGGCUGGCCGGGCAGAUCGGGAUAUCGGGACCAUUCCUUUGGUCCAGCCCUUCCAUCUCCGUCUGCCCCAGCGGGGUGAUCGCCCCGGGGGCAGCCGUCACCAUCCGCUGUCAGUGUUGGUGUUGGGGCAGGAGGUUAUUUCUGGACAAAGAUGGAAUCGAAAUCUGGGACCUGUCUGCCGAUGGGGACGAAUUCACCAUCCCCAGCGCCAGGUGGGAAGACGCAGGGGCCUACAGCUGCCGAUCCCAUGCCAUGUGGGAGCCGCCCAACUGGUCGUACGCCAGUGACAUCGUGCGGAUCGUUGUUGCAGAGACCUACUACCCCAAACCCACCAUCUCCCUGCGCCCCAGCGUGGGGGUCGCCCUGGGGGGAGCCGUGACCAUCCAGUGUCGGGGUCGGCACCAGAACGUGAGGUUCCUUUUGUACAAAGUUGGAAACCCGAACACGCUACAGGGCGUAGAGCCGGCUGGGGACAUGGCCGAGUUUUCCAUUCGCAACAUGAGCCGGAGAGACACAGGGACCUACAGCUGCCGAUAUAGCACCAAAUCAGACCCGCCCGUCUGGUCGGAGCCCAGUGACCCCGUGGAGCUGGUGGUAGCAGAGCUCCCUGCGCCCGGACCCUCCAUCUCCGUCAGCCCCAGCGGGGUGAUCGCCCUGGGGGGAGCCGUCACCAUCCGCUGUCAGUGUCGGUGCAAGGCCAGGAGGUUAUUGCUGUGUAAAGAUGGAGUCCAAAUCUGGGAGCUGGAUGUUGCUGGGGACCGGGGUGAAUUCACCAUCCCCAGUGCCAGGUGGGAAGACUCAGGGGUCUACAGCUGCCGAUCUCGCUCCAGAUCGGGGCCGCCCAACUGGUCGGAUCCCAGUGAUUAUGUGCAGAUUGUUGUAGCAGAGCUCAGAUACCCCAAACCCUCCAUCUCCCUGCGCCCCACUGGGGGGGUCGCCCUGGGGGGAGCCGUGACCGUCCGGUGUCAGGGUUCGCACCAGAACAUGAGGUUCCUUCUGCACAAAGUUGGAAACCGAACUGCGCUGCAGGACACGGAGCCGGUCGGGAAUGUGGCUGAGUUUCCCAUUCGCAACGUGAGCCGGAGACAUGGGGGGAACUACCACUGCUAUUAUUACUCCAAAUCAGACCUACCCGUCUGGUCGCAUCCCAGUGACCCCGUGGAGCUGGUGGUGGCAGAGGGAACCGAUCCAGCUGGGCCCCAGCAGCCGGAUCCCCCCAUGAUGGAGCCGGAGGGAGAAGAAGCCCCCUCGGGGCGCCUGGAUUUCACCCACGCCAACAUCACCCGCCUGGGGCUGGGCGCCGUGGUCCUGCUCAUCCUGGGGCUGAUUCUGGCUGAGGCCUAUUACAGCCGUCCAAGGGGGGCGCCCUAGGAGCCCGGAUCCGGCCGUGCGGAGAAGAGAAUCUCACUGGGGGACGAGCUGCUCCCCCUUGGGGGGCUGAGACACCGGCACAACCCCCCUGCCCCCAAACACCCUGGCUCGAAAGUCCCCCCCAGACUGCUCCCCACCCGACUGCUGCUCCCCAGGAUUGAACCCCGGACUUCUGGCCCCACGAGCACCAGCCCCUGCGGCACCAGCUAGAGGAGCUGCCCCAGUGCUGGGUGCAUCGGGCUCCCCACGGAGCAGCCCCUGGAGGGCAUCGGGGUCCCACUUGCUGGCCCAGCUGGGCUGGUCUCUGCCUGGGGCUGUCAGUGGGGAGGGGGACACUGCGUCUGGCCCUGGCACUGGAAUAACGGCACUUACUGCCCCCAAGGUGUCUGUCCCCUUCCUCGCUCUGCAGUGGGGUCCCCCAGCCCCUUUUCUCUCCCCCUUUCUCCCUAGACCUCCCCCGCCCUGAAUUUCUAUAGUACAAACCCCCAGAACUUCCUUCUCCCCUGCCCCCAAAUCUCCCCACCCCAGGGGGGGCUGUGAUACCGGAGCCUCCCAAUGUCCCCCCGUGGUGGGUUCAGCCGACGAGGGCGAGUGAGAAGUUCAGGCAGCGUCACGAGAACCUGGACGAAUGAACGUUGGGGGGAAAGUCGGCGAGACAGAAAGACGGGAUUCGUCCAACCCGAGCGGCCGCCGGACGGACCCCACGGGCCGGGCUGGGGCCUACCUGGGACACGGGAGGGGGGGGAGCAGAAAUCCGUGACCCCAAAUUGGGGUGUCAGAAACGAGGCCUCAUUGGUGGAUAAAAUAUUGUGGGGAUGGGCUGUGCCGCCCACCUCCCUUUGGGGCCUUAAAGAAAGAGACUCGCUUCGCCCUCCCGGCUGCCACCCCCCGUCUCCUGGGCCCCCCGGGCUGUCUGGACCCUGCUCCGCAGAUACGUCCUGAGCAGAGCGGCCGGAGAGAGGGACCCCGGCGCCAUCACCCCUCCCCCGGCUGAACCCCCAACCCGGGAGGAAACAGGGUGGCACUUUGACAGCAGCCACGGCGAAGCCGGCUCCAGCCCAGCUCCGCCGGCUCCUCUGCCCCCCAGGACAGUCGCUAGCGUCUCCGGGGCCAGUGGGGAGACGCCCAAACCUGGGGGAUUUUCCGGCUAGAGACUCGCUCCAGCGAACGGGGCCGGGGCCGGAACAAACCCCUCGUUUCACACGGCGCCUGCCACGGCUCCCUGGUUCCUGCUCUGCUGGGUCUGUCACAGCCGGUCCCAGGGGUCACUGGGGGGUUUGCUGUGGGGCUGAGCAGGCUGCGGGCUCUGGACCCCGCCCCAGGCCCAUGUUUAACUCUGUUCAGUGUGGGGAAGGGGCUGGGGCGUGUUCGCACCUCGGGCCCUUUAUUGUGUCUCCAUGAACACAACUGGGGGCCCCCAUUGCAGGUGUUUGGGGAGAGUCGGCUGGGGGGAGCCAGGAGUUUGAGGGAAGUAG